Messenger RNA from Fundulus heteroclitus (mummichog), 4318 nucleotides. RefSeq names its product trafficking protein particle complex 12 (gene trappc12). Bases 55 to 2565 code for a protein of 836 amino acids. Gene Ontology annotation, molecular function: protein binding. The record is from RefSeq and is a predicted model, not a curated record. Lineage: Eukaryota; Metazoa; Chordata; Actinopteri; Cyprinodontiformes; Fundulidae. Gene Ontology annotation, cellular component: TRAPP complex; Golgi apparatus. The transcript is spliced from 12 exons.
ACCAUGUCAAGAAUACUACUCUGUCAUCUGUGACGACGCUUUUUAGCGUGGCGCAUGCGCAUUACAUUUACAUCCGUCAGGGCAUUAAGGAGCAGUAAGAUGGAUAAAGGGGAAGCUCAUGCCCAGCGGCCCGUGUCUUUGGGAAUCACGGCUGAAGAUGAGGCUGCAGUUUCAGAACCCGCUGGAGAAGCCGCGAGUCAGAUCCUGACCAAAGAGGGCAUCGCGCUCCAAGAGGACAGCAUCGACCUGGGCGGCACAGACUUUGUCACACCCCAGGAAGACAGCAGUACCACGCCCACUGAGAGCCUGAUGGACAGACUGAAUGAUCAAAUGAUGGAGAGCGUCAUGAUCUCCGACUCGCCUAACAACAGCGAGGAGGACGACCUGGCUCCCAUCGACUCCUACCUGGAUGGCGGGGAGCAGGAGAACGCAACCCCUGGGAACAAAACGGAGGACGGUGGAAUUGGAGAGAACACAACUGAGAUUGAGGUUUCGGUGGACCAACUGGAGAUUGUAUGUUCUGAACAGGAAACAAAAGAGGAGGGGGUUACACAACUGCAGGUUGCAGCUUCUGUUUCACCUCAGGACGACAGUCCGAGCCCGGCUGCCGAUAGGAGUGAGGAUCCGGAGCCGCCGUCAAUCAGAGGCGCCAGUCCGAAAGACGAGCCUGUGCCGGUGUGCACCAUAUUCAGCCAGAGCACCCUGCCCAAGUCGCUGGCGCCCGAUGGCUUCCAGCCUACCCUGAUCAAGUCCCCCAGCUUUACCAUGGGAAGCGCUGCUGGAAGUGACGAAGCGGCGACCCCCAGUAAGCUAACUGCUCCCCUGGUUUGUCAGCCCAGCCCCAGCCUCAGUAAGUUCUUCGCCGACAACGGACAAGUCAAUCCAGCCUCUGACUUCUUCGAUUCUUUUACCCUUCAAUCCUCCUUCAUUUCCGUCUCCAACCCCAACGCUGACCUGUCUCCCGGAGGCGGCCCCCCGUCCAUCGCGCUUACACCCGAGCGCCAGCUCUCUUCGACCUCGUCUUCAAUCUCCACCCCAGGAGCGCUUUUAGACUCUGCAAGUCCCACUCCCAGCCAAGUGCUGGGCCCCGCUCCCACCGAACCGAACACCAACUCCCAACCUCAGCCACCGCAGACCGUCUCGGCUCCAACUCCGGCCCCGGCGCCCGUUUCAGCCACACAGACGCAGCCCUUCAACCAGCUGCAAGCCGUCUUCUCGGGCAGCGACGACCCAUUCGCCACCGCGCUGAGCCUGAGUGAGGUGGACAGGCGACACGACGCCUGGCUGCCGUCUGAGGAGACGAGGAAAGUUCUGAUCUCCGUUGCCACGCAGCAGUACGGUCCCGCAUAUGUAGAGGGCAACAAACUCACAAUGCCUGGACUGAAAUUUGACAACCUGCAGGGAGAUGCUGUAAAAGACCUAAUGCUUCGUUUCUUGGGAGAGCAGGCAGCAAUGCGGCGUCAGGUCCUCACCGCCAGCUCUGUGGAGCAGUCCUUCAACGGCCUCAAACAGCUCAUUAGCACUAAGAACUGGCGGGCUGCCGUGGAUCUGACGGGUCGUUUGUUGACAGCUCACGGUCAGGGAUACGGAAAGGCCGGCCAGCCAACCUCCCACACCACUGACUCACUGCAGCUCUGGUUUGUGCGGCUGUCUCUUCUCACCAAGUUGAACCUUUUCCAAAAUGCUGAACUGGAGUUCGAACCCUUUGGCAACCUCGACCAGCCAGAUCUCUACUAUGAGUACUACCCAACUGUUUACCCUGGGAGGAGAGGCUCAAUGGUGCCUUUCUCCAUGCGGCUGCUGCACGCCGAGCUUCCCCAGUACCUGGCCAAACCCCAGGAGGCUCUGGACCGCCUGCACAACCUGAGAACCGUCUGCCUCACUAUACUGGAAAACUUGGAGAAAGGCUUGGCAGAGGAUGGCAGCAUGAUCACCCUAGCACAGGAGAACAGGCAAGCAUCUCUGAAGCUGUGGAGGUCUCGUCUCAGUCGGGUCAUGUACUCCAUGGCCAACUGCCUGCUGCUGAUGAAGGACUACGUUCUGGCAGUGGAGACCUAUCACUCCAUCAUCCAGUAUGAACCCCAGCAGAGAGUGCAGCUGCUCAGUGGUAUCGGACGCAUCUUCUUGCAGAUCGGAGAUGUGAAAACUGCAGAAAGAUACUUCCAGGAUGUGGAGAACGCCUACCAGACGAAAGGGAGUAAUCUCAGUCACGCUACAUGCGUUCUGAUGAACAGGGCAUUUGUCUACCUCAGUCAGAAUAAUUACGCUGAAGCACACACAUCUUUCCUUGAAGUUUUAAAAAUUGACCCGAAAAAUCCUGUUGCCAAUAACAAUGCAGCGGUGUGUCUCCUCUACCUGGGCCGGCUAAAGGAGUCCUUGGGCCAGCUGGAGGGCCUGGUGCAGCAGGACCCCGCCCUGUACCUCCACGAGAGCGUCCUCUUCAACCUGACCACCAUGUACGAGCUGGAGUCGUCUCGCAGCACGCAGAAGAAGCAGGCGCUGCUGGACGCUGUGGCCUGCCGGGAGGGAGACAGCUUCAACACGCAGUGCCUCAAACUGGUCUGAGAGGAAGCGGGACCACCAGGAGAGGACGCUGCUGCUCCCCCAUGCUAAUGACGGCUACUAAAGCUCUGUGUUCUGGCGGGAACUAAGCCGUACUCCUGUAGGGCAGCCCAGCGAAUGCUGGCAGCUCGGUUUCAGAGGACUUUUAAAGGGGAUGUUUGAGAUCUGCUUUUAUUGCACUAAAGUGAUCCAAGCACAGGGGGCACAGCACUUGCGUCAUGUGACCAGCAACCAGGAAACACCCUUUACAUUUAAAGCAUUUUGAGAUUGAAAUAACUUGCGGUGAAUAUGCGUAUUCUCUCUGUCCGCUCUGCAUACAUACUGAAGGAAUGUCGGGCUCUAUCUGAAACUAAAUCCUUAACUAUGUAACUCAUGAUCCUUUUUAGACCCCUUCGAAUUGUGCAGGAAAAAAGAAAUUAUGAGGGGUCAUGUGAUGGUGGUGUUAAUCUGGCUGUAGGUUUGACUGAAGCACUUUUCAGCGGUGGGGGGCUUUACUUUAAAUGGGCUUGUCUCGAAACCCUUUUUUUUUUUUUUUCCUCUGCGCACGGGCUUCGCACCCAUGACUUUAUUCAAAUACAAAAUAUCAAGAGUUCUCUGUUCUUUUUAAGACAGCUUUUAAAAGUGUGAACCAAUAAAAACUGAAUUUAAGGCACGCAUCUCUAAGUUAGUCGGGAUUUAAAUGCAGAACUUGCAACAGAGGAAAGGAAGGAAACGCGGACAGAUGAGAGGGCAGAAAGGACGGAUAACCGAGAUGGACAGAUAAAUGGAUGCAUGGAUGGGCGAACAAAAAGUUGAAAGGGAUGGAUGGAUGGAUAGAAGGAUGAAUGCACAUGAAGAUGGAUGGAUGGAUGAAAACCCUUUUAGACAACAGCGUAAGAAAUAAAGUCUGAAUAUAAGUGUUUUUCCUUAUUUAUAGCAACUCUGUGCAAAACAGCUUUUCUACAGGCAGACGCCGAUCUGACAGAAGUGUCCGUAUCAUCUAAAGGUUGUUCCUUUGAUGCUGCAUCCUUAUCUGGGUCUCUGUGAGGUUUUCUUCGCACUGCCGCAGCCAGCAGGUUGUCUGUGUGCAGCAUUACUUAAACAGUUGUGGACGGAUUUGCAUUAAAACUGUAACUAAAUCUGAGAUGGCUGCUGAUCCACGUCCAUGAUUAGUUUUUUUUUUCCUCAUUGCCUGGCUGCAGUCUGGCUUCUCGUGUUGCUCUUUUUAGUCCCGUCUCUUUAACAUGUCACAUGACCCCCUACCUAAAGACGAGGUAAACCAAGAAACGGUCCAUAUUCUGUGGCUAUCGCAUGGAGACGUGAUUGGUUGUUCUGUAAAAUGCACACAUUUCACAUAAAUUCCUCAGUAAAUAUGUUUCUGAGAAAUGCAGCUGGGAAAAAGCAUAACCCUGACCCUUUAUUCAGGAGAACCUAUGGCUACACUACAGGAGUUGCUGGCUCAUAGACCGGCGGGGGCAUUAUCCUGAGCUUCAGACUCCAUAAACUUUUUAAUGCAGCUUCUACAGGAUUACCACUAGAUUUCAUCACUCCUGCAGUGAAAAUGAACGAGCCCCUCAGAUUGCAUCGGUUUCUUCCCGCUGAACAAAAAUGUAAAGAUAUUCGUAAUCCAAAGCUGUACAUAUCUGAAGCGCUGUCUAACUGAUUAUCCUAUAGAUUUUUUUUUUGUUUUUGCUUCUGCUACUGUUGUCCUCAUGGUUUAUCUUAUUUAUGUAUAUAAAGAUUACUGUUUUAUCCUAAAUAAAUCUCUUGUAUCACA